AUGGCGCUCAGCAGACUCCUGUUUGGUAACGGCGGCGACGUACUACUGGCCGUCACUUGGACAUGGGCCGGAAUCGCCACGACGCUCUAUAUCUUGAGAGCUUGCUACGCCUCGCCUCAAAUUGCGAUCACGGUUGGCUAUUGCCAAGCAGAUACUUUCCAUCCGGAAUCUGGCGACAUUAUUCCAGGUCUGAGGGCCCUCAUUCUGCCUACAGUGACUGAGACUUGGUUCAUCAUCAUUUUCGGCACCAUCCCUACCGUGAAGCCCGUUUUCAAGGCAUGUGGCAAAAGCGUCAACCGCAUGUGCGGCCGUCCUACGAACAACAUUAAGCUCCAGCGUCUGAUCUACGACCUCCAAUUGCAGACGGGAGUCGGGGCUGAUUGGGCAAUGGAUUGUCAUGGAUACCAACCCAACAUGCAAGUUCUAUCGCUCGUGGCUGUGGCUGCAUCACUGGCUACAGAUUUCGCGUCAGGAGUCGACGCCGCCGCGAAAGGAGAACUGAUCGAACGACAAUCUAAUCUUUGCGGCGUCAAGGGAACACGAAUAUUGCCGACUAUCUUUGGCUCCUCGCAGAAAAGCCUUGAAGUUCUAGCGCAAUGCGGCGCUCUUAGCGAGUCGACCAGCUUGUGUAAAAGCUUCGCAGUCGAUUCCACUUCCUGCUACUUGUAUCCUGCUGCUCUCACGAAAGAGAUCAAGCAGGAUCCGAGCGAAUCAUUCACGUAUUACGACAUAUCAUGCAUAACGGCCAUCGACCUAUGCUGCGUGACUGCCCAGCUGAACGGGAUGCUCUGGUUUGUGCAAGAAGACUGCUGGAUGCAAAAGCAACGCUCUCGGAACAGGAUCCUGCAUCUUGUACCGCCAUACGGUCGUGAAGAAUCUUCUCGUUUACUAAAAGAGUACUCGAGCUUUCUGAAGUUUCAACUGUGUGCUGUCCUCUGUAGGAUGAUUAGAUCUUUCGGCAGCACUGAGAAUGUAGAUGCGCAGAGUAUCACGCUCGUCAUUUUGCGCCAUUCUACGGAAUUUGCAGACUCGGGGAGCAGGCAGCAGGCAGCAGGCAGCAGGCAGCAGGCAGCAGGCGAUAUGAGGCACAGUGAGGACGACGAAGAGUCGCUGACCGAUCUCAAGGCAAGGCUGCUGGCAGAAGAAUCAAAGAGGAAAGGACAGGACAGGAACAGGACAUCGGUGGUUGAUGGAUCGGCGCCAUACGAAGUUACCACGUCACCGCGCGGGGAGGAGAAACAACUUUUGAUCAACCAAGUCAACAAUCGCUGGCGGAGUGAGAAGGACACCGGCGACCACGACGCAGAUUUAUAUGGUGCAGACGACGAGCGACAUCUUGGCUUUUGCGACUUGGACGACGACAAGAGCUGCCCGAACAGCCUCCGCCACCUCUCUGCCUCGCGCCGCUUCCGCAGAAUGAUCGCAUUGCUCAUACUGCUGGCUACAGCUUCCUACUAUAUAUGGUCCCGAUUCAUUCAGCCUCGCUUAGCCGAGGAAUGGGCCUAUAAGCAAGGCUUUGUCUCUCAAGAAGGUGGCACCUACGGCAUCGCGAAAGGCGGUCAUGGCGAGAAGGACAUGGUUAGGAUCCAAUAUCUUGAGUCGAGCUUGCUACCUGGGGGUGACUGCGAUCCAAACGGAGAGAGAAGGCUGGUCUUCAUUGGCGAUAUUCAUGGCUGCAAGAAGGAGUUAUUAGAGCUUCUCCAAAAGGCCGGCUACAAUGAGGAGACAGACCAUCUGAUACUGGUUGGAGACGUGGUCACCAAAGGACCAGACAAUGUCGGCGUGCUGGACGAACUCAUUCGCUUGAAUGCUACCAGUGUUCGCGGCAACCAUGAGGACAGACUGCUUCACGUGGCCAAAAAGCUUCACAUGGCAGGAGCUCACGACAUAGAGGCCACUGGAAGCAAAGGGAAGGCAAAGGAUAUUGCACUCGUCAAGCAGCUGCAACCUCACCACCUCCAAUACUUACAAGCAAUGCCCCUAAUGCUGCACAUCCCGGCUCUACCUAUGGCAUCUGGCUCUACGAGGAAAUCGAAUUCGCCCAUUACCGAGCAUAUGCUGGUCGUGCAUGCAGGACUUGUGCCUGGAGUACGCCUCAACAAGCAAGAUCCCUACUUUGUGAUGAACAUGCGAUCGAUUAAUAGACGAACGCACGUCCCAUCCGCGUUGCGAGCGCCAUCCAAGAACGCAAAGCCCUGGUAUGAUAUUUGGUGCUGGUACAAUGAUCGCAUCUUCAAGAAGCUGUCAUUGACCGGCUUUGAGGCACCCGAUUCCGACAUGCUUGCUCAAACUGAGCCCGAUACUUGGUUCACUGGCUUUUGGAAAAACUUUUUCGGACAAAAGAAGAACAGCCUUCACCCACAAGUUGUUAUCUACGGCCACGACAGCAAAGCUGGUCUGCAGAUCAAUCGAUGGUCUAAAGGCUUGGACUCCGGGUGCGUUGGAGGUGGUAGGCUCACUGCCAUGGUCCUGGAUGCUCGAGGCAAGCAACAGCUUUUCCACGUUGGUUGCGAAAAUUAUCGCAAUUGA
Pseudocercospora fijiensis CIRAD86 is the source of this 2529-nucleotide messenger RNA. RefSeq lists its product as uncharacterized. Gene Ontology annotation, cellular component: cytoplasm. Gene Ontology annotation, biological process: polyphosphate catabolic process. The record is from RefSeq and is a predicted model, not a curated record. Gene Ontology annotation, molecular function: endopolyphosphatase activity; phosphatase activity. Lineage: Eukaryota; Fungi; Ascomycota; Dothideomycetes; Mycosphaerellales; Mycosphaerellaceae. The transcript is spliced from 11 exons. The coding region runs from base 1 to 2529 and encodes 842 amino acids.